Molecule: messenger RNA, 600 nt
Organism: Fusarium musae
Lineage: Eukaryota; Fungi; Ascomycota; Sordariomycetes; Hypocreales; Nectriaceae
Exons: 2
Coding region: 1-600 (199 amino acids)
Source: RefSeq, a predicted model, not a curated record
AUGCUGCAAAAGACUACCGUCUCACUGGCCCUCGGCCUUCUCACAGCCGUCCAAGCCUCCAACCCAGUCUUCGGUGCGUAUCAAACCGACUCAUGCGACGCCUGUCUUGACCAAACCUACGAAAGCUGUCCAGGCGACUACAAGACCCGAUCAUACGCAACAUGCAUGUGCGCAGGCGACGGCAGCGCAAACUUUGUAUCAUGCCUAUCCUCCUGCGACCCCAACAAGAACGAGCCAGCGAUUGCUAGUUCGACUUACUACGGGUACUGCGUGCUCUUCUUCAAAGAGCUAUGCGACGGUGCACAGGAGUUCUUGUCGGAGGAUAUUUAUAAUAAGCAGUGUUCAAAGGAGGCGAUUGAAGCGGGUGGGAUUGGUGCCAAGGAUGGUGAUGAUGACUCUGAAGAGAGUGAGCCGAGCAAGACGAAGGAUUCAUCUUCCAGGGAGACUGAUGAAUCAGGUGAGAGUGACGAGGCCAAGGCAAGAGAGACUACCAAGACAAGUGGCAGCGCUCAAUCGACAUCGACUUCUGGGGCUUUGGAUACCAUGGUGCCAGCUUGGGCUAUCGUAGCUGGAAUGGGGUUACAGUUAAUGAACGUAUGA